Messenger RNA from Antrostomus carolinensis (chuck-will's-widow), 351 nucleotides. RefSeq names its product tyrosine-protein phosphatase non-receptor type 20-like. The annotation marks the transcript as partial. Gene Ontology annotation, molecular function: protein tyrosine phosphatase activity. The transcript is spliced from 3 exons. NCBI's taxonomy places the organism in Eukaryota, Metazoa, Chordata, Aves, Caprimulgiformes, Caprimulgidae. The record is from RefSeq and is a predicted model, not a curated record. Gene Ontology annotation, biological process: protein dephosphorylation.
ACAGAAGAGAAGCGCAUUAUAAGCCAUUUGCAAUUUACCUCUUGGCCAGACCAUAAUACUCCCAAGCUGGCUGAGCAGCUUAUAAAAUUUAUUUGUUACAUGAGAAAAGCUCACAGUACAGGACCUAUUGUUGCUCACUGCAACACUGGCAUUGGGAGAAGUGGAGUUUUGCUGUGUGUUGAAGUUCUGCUCAGCUAUAUAGAAAAAGAUUUAUGUUUUCACAUCAAGCAGGUAGUGAGAGAUCUGAGAGAUCAGCGUUUCGGCAUGAUCCAAACUAAGGAUGAGUAUUUAUUCUGUUAUGAAGUUGUGCUGGAAGUCCUUCAGAACCUUCAAGCAAUGGAUUCCUACUGA